Molecule: messenger RNA, 3015 nt
Organism: Baudoinia panamericana UAMH 10762
Lineage: Eukaryota; Fungi; Ascomycota; Dothideomycetes; Mycosphaerellales; Teratosphaeriaceae
Exons: 2
Coding region: 1-3015 (1004 amino acids)
Biological process (GO): protein transport to vacuole involved in ubiquitin-dependent protein catabolic process via the multivesicular body sorting pathway
Cellular component (GO): endosome
Molecular function (GO): protein binding
Source: RefSeq, a predicted model, not a curated record
AUGCAGAUCCCGAUGAUUUCGAGUCCGAUGAAACAGACGAACGAAAUCGACUGGGUGCAACCGCUCAAGCAUCACAUUCGAACGGCUUAUGGGGACGAUCCGAACAGCUACGACAAUGAGUGCAAUACUCUCAAUCGGCUCAGGCAGGACAUGCGAGGGGCGGGCAAGGACAGCGCGGCAGGGCGAGAUCUGCUGUACAGAUACUACGGCCAGCUGGAGUUGUUGGACCUACGGUUUCCGGUGGACGAGAACCACAUCAAGAUCAGCUUCACAUGGUUCGACGCCUUCACGCACAAGCCGACGAGCCAGUACUCGUUGGCUUAUGAGAAAGCGAGCAUCAUCUUCAACAUCUCGGCGGUGUUGUCAUGUCACGCUGCGAGUCAAAAUCGUCAUGAGGACGCCGGAUUGAAAACGGCGUACCACUCGUUCCAAGCGUCGGCUGGCAUGUUCACCUACAUCAACGAGAACUUCCUGCACGCCCCUAGUACGGACCUGAGCAGGGAGACCGUCAAGACGUUGAUCACCGUGAUGCUCGCGCAGGCGCAGGAGGUGUUCAUUGAGAAGCAGAUCGUGGACAGGAAGAAGCCGGGUCUGCUUGCGAAGCUGGCCGCGCAGGCUGCCUACUUGUACGCGCAAGCUGUUGAGGGUGUGCAGGAAAACGUUGCAAAGGCGGUGUUUGAGCGGGUAUGGUUGCUGGUGGUGCAGAUCAAGCAGCACCAUAUGGCGAGUUUGGCGCAGUAUCACCAGGCGAUAGCGGACUAUGAAGCGAACAGCUACGGCCAAGCAAUAUCUCGGUUGCAAGCAGCGCAGAACGCAAACAAGGAGGCGAACAGAUUGGCUAAUGCGUUUCCCGGAAGCGUACCUUCGAACAGCAACUUGGGCAACGAGACUGGCACUAUUCUGGUAGACAUGACGAAAAAGCACAUGUCCGCAAUACAAGAGCUCAUCACGGAGUACAAUCGCGACAACGACAUGAUCUAUCAUCAAACGGUACCCUCUGAGAGUAAUCUCACUAGCAUACCGAAGCUUCCGGCAGCCAAAGCAAUACCUGUGUCUGAGCUCUAUCAAGGCCAAGACAUUCAGCGGAUUAUUGGCCCGGACAUCUUCCAACGCAUCGUGCCCAUGUCUGUCACCGAGAGUGCGAGUUUGUACGAUGAGGAGAAGGCCAAGCUUAUACGAGCGGAGGCGGAGAGAGUGGAGACAGCGGACGAUGAGCUAAGCACAUCGCUGGACUACCUGAAGCUACCGGGCAGUCUCAACAUCUUCAAGGGAGCACUCAACGAGGAUACGAUGGGUGUUGACGAAGACUUCCGGAGCUGGUGCGCCGAGUUGGCUGGUCAUAGUCCCUUUGGAGCGACGUUUGAGCAGCUGCGGGAGGACAAGCAAAGCAUUCUUACAACUCUGGAUGCCAGCACCAAGCAGCUGGAUAUGGAGGAGGCGGUGUGCGAGAAGAUGCGGACCAAGUACGGUGGUGACUGGACGCAGCAGCCUUCGAGUCGGCUGACUUCCACAUUACGAACGGACUCACGGAGAUAUCGAGCAGCGGUGGAAGAAGCCUCGACGAGCGAUGCGCAGCUGUACAGCUCUUUUCGACAGUUCGAGUCUGAUUUCGACGAGAUGCGCUCAGCGGGUGAGACGGAUGAGGCGGAUGUGCUGUAUCAGCGCGCCAUGAUCAAGGCUGGGGCGGGCAAGAAGGGCGUCACGAGCCCUGGCGCCGGAGACGAAGGUAAUCUGCUCGAUGACGACUUUGCGGACGAUUCGCAGCAGAGCGUGGCGCAGCAGAUAGAGAAGGUCGAAGAGCUUAUGCGGAAACUGCAGCUGGUGAAGCGUGAGCGGCAGCAGGUGCUGAAAGAUCUCAAAGACAAGAUACACAAUGACGAUAUCAGCAAUGUAUUGAUACUCAACAAGAAGGCCAUUACCAACCAGGAAGCGCAACUAUUCAAGGCCGAGCUCGAGAAGUUCCGACCUCACCAAAACCGAAUCCUCCAAGCCAACCACAAGCAGUCAUCGCUCAUGAAGGAGCUUACCCGCACGUAUGGCGACCUCCUACAAGACAAGCGCGUGCGGUCAGAGCAGAACAAGUACGAAGCAUUCUCGCGGCAACGAAAUACAGUACUGAGCAAGUAUCGGCGGGUGUAUCAAGCAUACACCGACCUGCAAGCCGGCCUUUCACGAGCACAGCAAUUCUACGAUGAGAUGAAAGACACCGUCGAUAGUUUGAAAAAGAAUGUUGAGUCAUUCGUGGAGAACAGACGAUCGGAAGGCGGGCAACUAUUGAGCGCGAUCGAGGCUGCGAAAGGCAGCGGCGCAGAUCGAGAGCAAGCAAGACUAAAAGAGCUCAUGGAGCGUAUGAGUGUCAGCCCAUCAGCGCAGAGCGCCGGCUCACCCAUACCCGGCAUGAGCGCUGGCGGUGGCCUGGCGGACUCAAGAAGCAGCGCGCAUCGUCCGCCUCCAUUACAAGCACAGUCGGGAUACGGAGUUCAGCAAGCUUACAAUCCUGCAACGAGUCCACCAACGAUCGCAACGCCGCAGUACCACACCAAUGGCGUGCAAUCACCACAUCACUCGUCCUCGUACCAACCCGCACAAUCAAACAACAACCUCCCACUUCGACCGCAGAGCUACGCCACCCAAACGGCCGCAUCAAGAGCGUCAUACGACCCGGGUGCGUACGGCCCGGUGUCACCGCCCGCACACCAGCAGUACUUCUCGCCACCACCAAACCAGCAGUACAGUAGCUUCCAGCAGCAUUCGAGUGGUUCGCAGUAUGGUCAGCAGCAUCAACAGCAGCACCAACAGCAAUAUCCAGGCCAAAGCGUGCCGCCUGGGUGGCAACCCCCUCCGCCUCCGCCUGGACCACCUCCAGGUCAGCAGGAUUACAGUGCGCUACAAGCUACUCAGUACCCGUCUGGUCCCGGGGGUUAUGCGAGUGACCCUAGGCGGAGUGCUCCGCAGCAGGCGGGUAGUGGCGGAGGUGUUGGUGACCCUUGGGCUGGAUUAAAUGCUUGGAAGUGA